Trichobilharzia regenti is the source of this 3010-nucleotide messenger RNA. The record is from the annotation of a GenBank genome assembly. Lineage: Eukaryota; Metazoa; Platyhelminthes; Trematoda; Strigeidida; Schistosomatidae.
AUUAUAUCUAGGUGAAUAGACAUCUACCCACCUAGAAACAUGAAAAUAUGGACAACAGCAAAUAAUAAUAGUGUAGAGAUUUUUAUUCAGUUAGUUAGCUGUAAAUUCGUGUUGAUAAUCCUGAAGAUGAGGUGAUCACAUGAUUUGGAAAAGAAUAUCUCUUGAUAAUACUAUUCAACGGCAUGUUUGCAUCAUUGUUGUGCAUUUCUCGAAGACGAUGAAACGAAAACAAAUAGCAUAGGAGAUCGGUAUAUGCCAAUAGAUCGAACGACACUUUUUAAUGAUAUUGUGGUGGUAGUGGUGUGAUACAGACAACGGGGUUGCAACGGAAUAUGAUCGUCAAAUAUUCCCACAGUUCACUAUUGCGUUGGGAACAGAAUACGGUUUAUCUAUUUGAACAUUCUAUUUCAUGUCGCUUAAUGUAAACCAAAACCAUACACUCAGUAAUUGGUUAAAGAAUAUAAACUCCUAGCUGCUCUCCAUCUGAUCUAUCUAAUUUUGCUGAUGAAUUCACCAUGUUUGCUGCUGCCAACUUCGACAACUCUCUAUCCGUUAUUACUGGAGACUUCAACACAUCAGAUUGCUCCUUUCUUGAAGCUCUUGGUCACACAAAUAUAGUCAAAUUUCCCACUCGACUUGACAAAACCCUUGACUUGGUUUUUACCAAUGAUGAAGGAGUAUAUGAAACACGUAGACGUUCACCGAUACAUAACUCCGAUCACUGCAUUGUCCGCGUUUUGCCAAAAAUAUACAGCAAAACACAUAUUAAAAUCUUCUCACACCUGUCCACGAAGGCACAACAAAGAAGCUACACAUCUGACAACUUACUCAAUCUAAGAUGCAUGUUAAAAGAUACCAACUGGGAUCUAUUCUAUGAAAGUACAUUAGAUGACUCAAUCACCAAUAUAAUGGAUUAUCUCAAGUUCUGCCUUGACAUAUGCUGUCCCAAACAAACACUGUUCAAACGCCUCGACCGCUUUUCGUCUCCCCAUCUCAAACAACUUCGCAGGCAAAAAGAAAUGUUAUAUAAAUGCAAAGACAAGUUAGGACUUAAAAAGAUAAAUGCUCAAAUCAAAUCUGAAAUCAAAAAUCUUAAUGCUAUCUAUAACCAAACACUUUUAUCAUGCAAAUCUCCAAACAGCAUGUGGAAACUUUUCAAUGAAAUUACUGGCAAUAGUAAGCGAUGUAAUGUUUUUCCCUCUUGUGAUGUUAAUGCUCUUAAUCUGUCUUUUAUACGCUCUCCUUCUACUAUAACCACUUCUAAUGUUACCAAUCUUGUAGCUGAUAACUUCCAGGACUUCAAUACUCUCGAUGUUUUGAAAUGUCUUAAAACUCUUAAGCCCUCACAUAGUCUUGGCCCUGAUGGCAUACCUGCAUAUGUCCUAAAACAAUGUGCAGAUGCUUUAUGUUCUCCUCUAACUAAUAUCCUAAAUGCUUCUUUCUCCGAAAACGUUGUACCUGUUCCAUGGAAAGACAUUAAAAUAGUCCCUGUCCCUAAACCUGGAAAUAGCAAGAACGUAAAGUUCAGACCCAUCGCCAUCACUUCCCCGUUUCUAAAGCUCAUGGAAAAACUAAUACUUCUUAAACUCGAACCCUCCCUUAAAAGCUUCGAAGACCCCAAACAAUUUGCCUACAGACAGGGUAGGAGUACUUUAGACGCUGCAGCCGUCUUACACAACAGUAUUGUCUCAUCAUUAGACAAAGGUGCCAAAUAUGUCCGCUGCACGUUUCUUGACUUUACUUCUGCUUUCGACUCUGUACCUAGAAGUCUCUUGCUAAAUAAGCUCUCCACGACACAAACCGAGUCUUGGGUCACUAAGUGGUUGCAUUCCUACUUUUCAAACAGAAUGCAGUACACCGUAUACAAAGGUCAAUCCUCCUCUGCUGUGCUCACUGAAGCUGGUGUCCCCCAAGGUGCUGUACUCUCCCCACUUCUCUUUUCAUUCUUCCUACAUGACCUACCGUCUUCAAAUGAUAUUAACUUUGUCAAAUAUGCUGAUGACCUAACUGUAUCUUUACCUGUCAAAUGUCAAAAUGACUGCUCUAAACUAAAUGGCUUCUUAUCAGAAAUUAGCCAAUGGUCCAAGGAAAACGGUCUAACCUUAAACCCCUCCAAAUGCCAAACAGUUAAUUUCACCUUUAGGCAUAAAUCUGACCUAAACAAACUGGUUAGCACUCACGAGGUGUGCAACAUAGAUGGCACUGAAAUAGAAACUAAGUCGGAAAUUAAAUACCUAGGCGUCACUCUAUCUUCUGAUCUUUCCUGGUCGUCUCAUAUCUUGACGAUUUCCAAGAAAAUAUACCGUCUUACCUUCUACAUCAAGAAGUUAAGACAUUCUGGUGUAACCCAACCCUUACUACUACAAUUUGUUAACUCCCGUAUUCUGCCUAUAAUUCUCUAUUGCUCCCCCUUAGUCUUUCCUGGGCUAUUGAAGAAAGACUAUACCUUAUUACGUAGGAUGUUAAAGGUUGUCAGCAGGGUAAGCAGUUUACCACUUAGCCAGCUUGUUAACAUUCUGGUGGACAGGCACAUGGACUCAUGUGAAAAAUGGGCGAAGUCCAUUUUAUCUGACUCACAACACCCUCUACACUCACAACUCUCCCCAUGUAUCUCUUCAGGGAAAACAAGAAGUCUAUAUAGGAAACUAUAUGCCCGCACUAGUAAGUACAAAAACUCAUCCAUACCCUACCUAGCCCGUGUUCUGUGUGAUAAAGAAUGCAUCAGGCAUGAAACCUUUAACUUAUUAAAUAGUCACUAGAACCAAUGAAUCUCGUCUUUCCAACUCACAUCAUUUAUAGGUACAACGUUUUCUCUCUUUUCCAUUCUCUCUACCUUUUUUGUCUUUAUUUUUGUUAAGUGCUGUUUUGUUUUUCUCUUCCUUGCAAACUCUACUUAAAACAUUCUUGUUGUUCUUUUACACUCUGUAUAUCUCGACCAUUUUGCUAUCGCUUACGCCAGUAAAUAUGCUAGUAGUAUCUACUUUUGUAACACCUUCAAACAUUUUAAUUU